Messenger RNA from Macrosteles quadrilineatus (aster leafhopper), 3133 nucleotides. Its product is annotated as USP6 N-terminal-like protein. Lineage: Eukaryota; Metazoa; Arthropoda; Insecta; Hemiptera; Cicadellidae. The record is from RefSeq and is a predicted model, not a curated record. Bases 244 to 2016 code for a protein of 590 amino acids. The transcript has 11 exons.
GUAGGCGUAUUGAACUAAGUGGUAAUUAAUAAAACAAUGAAAUAUUUAUAAUAUAAUUUAAUUUCUUAAAUGCGUUGAAGAUUAAGACUGCAACUUUUGUGAUUGUUAAUUCUGUUAUUUGUGUUAAGGUAAACAGUGGCUAAGUUACAUUUUGUUUGUGAAAAUAAACUGUUGACAGUGCCAGGAGUAUUUGGAGGAUCAUGUCUAAGAGUGUGAUGCCGGUGGCGGGAUGUUGAGUGCGGAAUGAACCAAGAGGAGCUGCUCCAAAGAGCGGCAGAGGAGAGGGAAACUAUUGUCGCACGCUACAAGAAGGGGCGGACACCGGACGCGCAGAUAGACUCCUGGGAGGAACCCACGUUUGAUAUUUACAAGGUUCUCGACAGAUACGGCUUCAUACAGGACCAAAAUGAUCUGGAGAAGCAGAACCCAGCGGAAUCGCGAGUGGAAGUGGAACGAGUCAAGAAAUGGCUCAAAAUGUUGCACAACUGGAACACAAACGCUACCAGAGACAAGUUGCGCAAACGUGUGUUCAAAGGCGUUCCUGACAAGCUGCGCGGCCAAGUGUGGAGCAAGAUGCUCAACCUGUCCACCGCCCGCGAGGAGCAGAGCGGCAAAUAUCAGGAGAUGCGCGAGUUGGCGUGGCGAUGGUCUCCAGACAUCCGACAGAUCGACCUGGACGUGAACCGGACGUACAGGGAUAACAUCAUGUUUAGGGAAAGGUACAAUAUCAAACAACAGGAGCUGUUCAACGUGCUGGGUGCCUACAGUGUUUACAACCUUGAAAUCGGCUACUGUCAAGGCAUGAGUCAGAUCGCCGCGCUGUUGCUCAUGUACCUGAAUGAAGAAGACGCUUUCUGGGCCCUCUCCAUCCUUGUUAGUGAUAGAAAGUUCAAUAUGCAUGGUUUCUUCAUUCCCGGGUUCCCCAAGCUACUGAGGUAUCAGGAGCAUCAUGAUAAGAUCAUGAACAAGUUCCUCCCCAAACUGAAGAAACAUCUAGACAAGAAUGGAGUAGACACGGGCAUCUACACCCUCAAGUGGUUCUUUCAGUGUUUCCUAGACAGGAUACCAUUCAAGCUGACACUGAGGGUGUGGGACGUGUAUCUACUGGAGGGGGAACGUGUGUUGACGGCCAUGGCUUACAACAUACUCAAGAUGCACCGACGUAACCUCAGCAAGCGAGGCAUGGACGAUAUACUGCAGUACCUGCAGGUAGGCAUGUACCAGGUUCACCUAGAGCAGAGUUAUGAGUUUGAGGAAGACGUUACAAUGGAGAGUCUACAGAAGUGUAUGGAUGAGCUGAGGAAAGCCAAGCUUGACUAUGCAGGGGCUCCUCCCUCCAACGAGCUACCCAAGCGGCCGUUCGGACUGUUCAAGGAGCCGGCCUUUGAACAGAAGGUGGGCCGGCGUACCAGUGAGUUUUCAACUGCCGAGCGGACGACGCAAGAGAAUGUGAUGAUGAGGCGGGAUCUAGCAGUGGCUGCGGCCCUAGCCAGUCCCCCCACCACACACGGCGGCCAUGCCAACGGACACGCGACACACGCCUCGCAACGACUGUCUAGUGGCGGAGACGUCACCGCUCUCCCUGAGGGUGUUACAGGCAGUAAGUUUUCAUUGGAGCCGAGUCUAGACGAUGCGUCCUCCUUGCUUGGCGAAGGCUCACGCCGCUCACUUGCAGAGACGAGCGUCACAUCCACAGCAGACUUGAGCGUGUUCUCCUCCGCCACUCGGUCUCAAGCCCAGGACACUCACAGUCUGGGCGGGGGCGACACAGGUGACGAGAGUGGGGGUCCAGAGACACCCCGUGCUAGUCCUGACGUCGUCCGCAUCUACGUUCCGUACCACUCCCCCUCCACCUCCCCUCAGAACGGAGAUGUCCCUCAUGCAGACAGGAACAAGAUUAGGAUAGUGGUCAUGGAUCCCCCUUCUCCCCACGAGGACACGGCCACUCCUCUUGCAGAGCUCGGCCCCCCAUUGCGACCGUUCCACCUCGACCAACCAACUGUCGACCUCAAGUGACCCUACUCACACAUGAACUUACAUUAUGAUGGAUCUAAGUAACUUAGUAAGUACUUCACUCACAUUCACUCCAAUCUUUAGUUUAAUUUCCUAUUAUCACUCUCUAUUGUCUUGGAAGAGUUACAGCUAUUGUAUAUUUAUGGAGACUCAACUGUGUCUAUAAAAAUAUAUUGUUAAGUUUCAUAUUAAAAAAUUAAUUCAAACUGAAAGUUGUACAAAGAUGUUUAAAAUUUAAAAUGGUUUUUAGUAUGAUUGAUAUGCUGUAUGUCUCAUGAUGGAGAUUUUAGUGUCAAAGAUAGAGUAAAAAUGUUUUAAUUUUGAAUUGUCCUUUGUAUAUUUGUAAAUUUGUAUAUUUAAAUGUCCUUAACCUUUCAAUACAAAGUACUCAGAAGUGUGAAGGAUGAUAAAGUAUUUGAUAUUUCAGUGUUAUAUCUUUGAUUAGCUAUAAAAGUGGUGUAUUUUGGAAUGUUCAUAGUUUAACAUUUACAAGAAAUACUUUAUCUAGUACAGUAAUACAAUUGUCUAUUAACUGCAAACACAAUACUUAAUGUUUUAAUUAGAUCAAUUUUAUUUUUACUCCACCAUUUCUAUUUGAUGUUUUAUUUGACUUAUUUAAAAUCUGUCAGAUCCCUCUGUACAACUGUUUCUUACUCUAUGUUUAUUUAUCGGCCUCAAAUGCUCACAUUCUAUUAAGUAACUUGUAUUUUUAUUACCAUUCCUUUACACUCUGCACAUUCCUUAUGUUAUUGGUGUCUCUAUUGAUUUGACUUGAUUUUAUUGUCAUUUUAGCUAGAAUACAUUUUUGUCAGUAUAACAAUAACAAACAUGUUUAAUACAAACUAAGGAUUUGACAUUGCCUUUCAUUUGGUGCUUUGCUUCAUAUUUCGUUUUUAUAUGCUACAAGUCAACCCUAAGUAUGUAUUUACAUUUUUAUCCAAAUGCUGAAUUUGUGACACAAAAGCUGAAUGUUUACAGCUGUUAUGUUAAGAAAAUUAUUUUAUGCCAAAAGCUAGUUUAGAAUCUUAGCGUCGGUUGCUAGACUUAUUAAAAAUUAAAACUCAAUUUCUAAAAAACUGGGACCCUAAACUAAAAUUAUGGCUUCGACAUUCCCUAGUUU